This is a messenger RNA of Aspergillus oryzae RIB40, 513 nucleotides long. RefSeq names its product putative integral membrane protein. The transcript has a single exon. The record is from RefSeq and is a predicted model, not a curated record. Lineage: Eukaryota; Fungi; Ascomycota; Eurotiomycetes; Eurotiales; Aspergillaceae. The coding region runs from base 1 to 513 and encodes 170 amino acids.
AUGGCCUCAGCAGUUAUUAUCGACCCUUAUUGCCUCCUCCGGGCAGCUCCACUUGCAACAAGCACCGGAAGUCUCGUUCUUGCUACUAGCGAACUCAUAUUCUACUCCGGGCUGGUUCAGCCGCCGAUUCGUAAGAAGUCCGACUCGAUUCUCGCAGAUUAUUGGCGUUAUAUAUUCCCGAGAGGAGUGAGCCUCGUACUAGUCCUCAAUUUCACGACGAUCGGUACUUCGCUAUGCAAUAUUCUUUGGACGAAUCCUUGCUCCCGACCGCUGCCUGUGUCUCGCACAACGUUCUACUGGGCUGGCCUUAUUGGGGCCAUUGGGCAUCUGGCUUUUGUACCGUUCGUCGCACCGCCGAUUCAACGCAUUCUUAACAAUACCGACCCCGACCCCGAAGCCGAAGCGAGUAAGGAGAUGGACACUUGGCUGGGAGUACAUCGCAUUCGCAUGUUGGUGGCGGAUAUACCUGCCUGGUUGGCGUAUGUGGGUGCUGCCAUGUUGAUUGAUCCGUGA